CUUGGUUUCCGAAAUCCGUACGUAACAAGCUCGUUAAAGUAUAUCAGAAAACACAGUGUUGUUGAUUCGACCGUGUAGAGUGUAAGUUAACAAAAAAUGACGGAGCCAACAAUUUUAAUUAAGGAAGUUAAAAAUACAGUUCUGAUAACUUUAAACAGGCCGCUAUCAUUAAACGCUGUUAACUAUGAAAUGAGCGAAAAUUUACUAAAUAUUCUAAAAAAUAUUGAAAGACAGAAAGAAAAACAAUUGGUGAUUUUAAAAGGUAUGGGUAAAUCUUUUUGCGCAGGCGCUGAUAUAGUAGAAGCACGCAUAAAAACUGCUGAUGGCAAGGAAUCUGAAGAGUUCUUUAAGUGGUGUCUAGAUUUAAAUGAAUUAUUCUUUGUUAUUAAUACUUAUCAAAUACCUUUAAUAACUUUAGUAAAUGGAAUAGCAUUUGGCACUGGCGGGGGUAUAAUGACCUUAUCAAAAUAUUCGGUCGUUACAGAAAAAGCUAUUUUUUCAAUGCCAGAAACUAAGUUUGGGUUUCAUCCAAACUGUGGGGCUUCCUAUUUUUUUAAUAAAUCUAAAGGAAAGUUGGGCUAUUAUUUGGGAUUAACGGGAGAAAGGCUUAAAAGUACAGAUAUAGUAAAAGGUGGAUUUGCCACAUAUUUUUGUAAUAGUAAUAAAUUACAGAAAUUGGAAGAUAAACUUAUUAACUGUGUUACGGUGCAAGAUAUCACCAAUGUCCUUGAUCAAUUUUCUGAAAAGAAAUUGCCACCUUUCAGUUUAGAUCCUUUGGCAGCAAAAAUUAACGAGUGCUUUUCCGAAAGUACUAUUGAAGGUAUAUUUUACACACUCAAACAAGAUAGGUCUGCGUGGGCGACGACUACAUUACAAACUUUAGAAAAAUAUUCUCCGAGUAGUUUAAAAGUGUCAUUAAAGCAGCUACAAUAUGGAAAGAAUAUGGACUUAUUGGAGAGUUUGGCGAUGGAAAGUAAUAUAACUAACAACCUUUAUAAGUUUACAGAUGUAUUAGAAGGCACAAAAGCACUUUUGAUAGACAGAACACGAGCGCCACAAUGGAAUCCCAGUAGAUUGUCAGAUGUUGAUGAAGAGUUAAUCAAUGCACAUUUUAAUUCAGUUUCUGAUCAAUUUUUACGAGAGAGGCUAACCAAACGACGUGACAACAUAAAAUCUAUUUUAAAAUAUAAAUUAUAAAUAAAUGAGCAGUUGUUUA
Messenger RNA from Diabrotica balteata, 1216 nucleotides. Lineage: Eukaryota; Metazoa; Arthropoda; Insecta; Coleoptera; Chrysomelidae. The record is from the annotation of a GenBank genome assembly.